Molecule: messenger RNA, 2091 nt
Organism: Penicillium oxalicum
Lineage: Eukaryota; Fungi; Ascomycota; Eurotiomycetes; Eurotiales; Aspergillaceae
Product: putative chromatin remodeling complex subunit (Arp8)
Exons: 5
Coding region: 1-2091 (696 amino acids)
Biological process (GO): double-strand break repair; regulation of DNA-templated transcription
Cellular component (GO): Ino80 complex
Source: RefSeq, a predicted model, not a curated record
AUGGUGGGCAAAAAAUCGGGCAAGGCGCUUCGUGAUGAAGGCCUUGAACGAACUGACAACAACAUGGAUCUGUCGAGCUGGCCGCAGGUCGCUGCGAUCAACCAGAAAAACUAUUACACCGAUUACCUCAAGCGAGACGAUCAAUAUCUUGCAUUCCGCCUUGCCAACGAGGAGGCGGAUCAAGAUGACCAAAAGCGCCAAGGGGAUCGUGAUCGCGCCCGUGCAAUGGACAAGUCAAACACAGAAGACGCCGACGCAGAGGCAGAGGUCUGGCUGAUGCCGACGGGGGACGCAACAUGGAAGACGAAGACGAUACACCAACUGAAGCCGCGGGCUCGAAAUGACGCUUUGCCAAAGACCAUGCCAAUGGUGAUCGCGAGAAAGUCUCAAACCAAUGAAAGUGAUGAGCGUGAAGAGCCGAAGCCGAAACGAUUGAAGCGAGACGAUGGAACCGAUGAAGACCCAGAGAGAGUUUUUGGUGAAGAGUGGUCCUCUCAAUACACCAAAAUGUCGGCAGAACUGAAAGCUCGCAUGAAGGCCAACAAGCGACGGAUGCUGCCAAACCCCAAGGAGGGCGUCAUCAACUUCAAUCGCAAACAGUCUCCUGAAGCCAUCUCAGAACAUAACGAUCCGGAGCGAAUCGAAUGGACAGAGUUGGGGACUCCUGCACCGGAAUACAUAAUUGGUCAACCUGCUUUGAGAAUUCCCGAUGCUUCAAAACCCCGCUACAAGCUCAGCUGGCCCAUUCAAUAUGGAUGGUGUAAUGAGCGUGAUUACAAGAGCAAGCGAAUGCUGUUCCUUGAUAUCUCUCUCAUCCUAGAAGAGGCUAUCAAGAUACAAUUGGGACUCACCAGCAAGAAAGACUGGGCGCAGUAUUCCUGCGUGUUUGUCAUUCCCGACUUGUAUGAGAAGUCAUAUGUCACCCAGGUGCUGGAGAUGCUGAUGCGCGAAUUCUCAUUCGCUCGGGUCUGCUUCAUUCAGGAAAGUUUGGCUGCGACAUUCGGGGCUGGCUUCACCUCUGCUUGCGUGGUCGACAUUGGCGCCCAAAAAACAUCAAUUUGCUGUGUCGAGGAAGGGAUGUGCAUUGAAAAUUCGAGAGUGAAUCUGAAGAUGGGUGGAAACGACGUGACAGAGACCUUUAUCAAGAUGAUGCUGCACGAUUACUUUCCGUACUACGACAUCAAUCUUUGGCGUCGGUACGAUUUUCUUCUGGCUGAGGAGCUAAAGAAGAAUAUCUGCACUCUUGAUGAAGCCAAGGUAUCUCCUCAGGCAUAUGAUCUCCACCUUCGAGUCUCGGGUCAGGAUACCCAAAAACACAAUUUCAAGGUCUUCGACGAGGGUCACUUGGCCCCAAUGGGCUUCUUUGAGCCCACAAUUUUCGACAAUUCCCACAAGCUCGUUGGGCGACGGCAAUUGAUCGAAAAGUCUGUCGACAUUUACGACGGUCAGCCCAAUGACCCGACUUCAGCAGCCCAAUCGGAAAUUAUGACAGCUCUUGCACCUCCCCUUUCUGCCAAUGGAAAAGUGAAUGGUGAGUCUGAUGUCCAAGCUGCUGCUGCUGCUCCUCGCCCGGUUUUGGGUCGAAUCCAGGAGCAAGACGCCACUCCUCGAUCCUCAGUUGCUGGCUCCCCUGUGCCGGAAACCGCAGGCACUCCUCAGGCUACCGGGAACACUGCGCCUGCAUCUGCGCCAACGACUCAACCCGCUCGUCAGCCUGUUGAAUACCGAGACGACAUCCUUCCGGUCUUCCCUCUCGACAAUGCCAUCUUGACUUCAAUUGCCCAUGCCGCUCGCUCAGAUGAGAAGAAGAUGCGUGAUUUCAUCGGCGGUAUCAUGAUAGUUGGAGGCGGAAGCCUCACCAACGAGCUACAUGCCUUCCUGGAGGCACGAUUGAAAGCCCUUCGCCCUGGUUUCCUAAAGGAGAUCAUGAUCGGUGUCCCACCUCGUGACCUGGAUGCUCAAGUGGUUGUCUGGAAGGGUGCUAGCAUUUUCGGAAAACUGAAUAGCACAAAUGACAGCUGGAUCGGGCAGCUGGAGUAUGAUCGACUGGGGCAUCGCCUCAUGGCAUACAAGUGCAUGUGGGCUUAUUGA